This is a messenger RNA of Neltuma alba, 406 nucleotides long. Its product is annotated as non-specific lipid-transfer protein 4.1-like. The record is from RefSeq and is a predicted model, not a curated record. Gene Ontology annotation, biological process: lipid transport. NCBI's taxonomy places the organism in Eukaryota, Viridiplantae, Streptophyta, Magnoliopsida, Fabales, Fabaceae. The coding region runs from base 1 to 393 and encodes 130 amino acids. Gene Ontology annotation, molecular function: lipid binding. The transcript is spliced from 2 exons.
AUGAAUCUUUCUGUGUAUGUGGUUUUUCUGGUUCUGCUGCUAGCUGCUUCAUCAUCUUCUAGUGAUGCUGCAAUGACGUGUGACCAAGCGACUGGGUAUCUGAAGCCAUGCCACGAGUACUUGACCGGGCCGAGUGGAGCGAAGCCGCCGGCGGCGUGUUGUGACGGAGCCAAAGCGCUAGCUCUGGUAUCGGCAGCGUCGACCCCGGAAGAUAGGAAGACUGCUUGUGAAUGCAUCAAGGCUGCUGCUCAAACCACGCCAAUUAAUGCUCAAAACGCUCACGAUCUUCCUGAUAACUGUGGCAUCUCUCUGCCCUUUGAGAUUUCUCCCGACUUGGACUGCGACAAGAUUGGUCAGAGCCGAGCUGUGCAAUGCAAUAUAUUGAGAAGCUGAGACCUGAAAGCCA